AUGACCACCGAAGGAAAUUAUGUGCAACCAGCCAUUCCACGUUUUGAUGGUCAUUAUGACCAUUGGAGCAUGCUCAUGGAAAAUUUUCUUUCGAAGCAAAUGAUUGAAACCGGUUACGAAGAGCCGGCAACAGGAGCACGACCUCUAUCAGAAGGGCAACAGAAAGAGUUAGAAGCAUUGAAGCUCAAGGACCUCAAGGCCAAGAACUAUCUUUUCCAAGCGAUAGAUAGAACUAUUCUGGAGACGAUCUUGGAGAAGGAUACAUCAAAGAAGAUUUGGGAAUCCAUGAAAAAGAAAUAUGAAGGCAAUGCUAGAGUGAACCGUUCAACCCUUCAAGCCUUGAGAAGAGACUUUGAGACUCUUGAAAUGAAGGUUGGUGAAACGAUUACUGAUUAUUUUGCUAGAGUCAUGUCUGUAGCAAACAAGAUAAGAGUGUAUGGGGAGGCUACGACUGAUGUUACGAUUU
Messenger RNA from Prunus avium (sweet cherry), 466 nucleotides. RefSeq lists its product as uncharacterized. The record is from RefSeq and is a predicted model, not a curated record. NCBI's taxonomy places the organism in Eukaryota, Viridiplantae, Streptophyta, Magnoliopsida, Rosales, Rosaceae. Gene Ontology annotation, molecular function: nucleic acid binding; zinc ion binding.